CGUCACCGUUUCUCUUCUGAUAAAGAAACAUCGUAGAAAAUUUUAUGUGGCAAACGUCGCGAAAUACACAUCGGAAUUCGCUUUGAUUUGAAAUAUUUAAAGUUAAACAGAAACAAUGGACAAGAACCCUUUCGAAGAUGACGAAAACUCGUUUGCGGUAAGUUGUUUUUGAUGAAAUUUUAGCUUGUCUUUUUGCCUGUGUGUCAUGAAUGCCAAGCUUGGAGUAUGAUCGUGAACUUUCAAUAUUGUAUAUUUUGUGCUUCGUUUCCUGUUUGUUGGCUGCCAAAGGCUGUUUUUGUUUAUAGUUUAGGAACGUAUAGUUGUUUUUUUUUAUUUUAAAAGUAUCCGUGCUCAAAAUUAAAAGUCGUUUUGGAAAAUUCUACAAGUUUAUGUAGUUUUAUUGUUGGGAGGCAAUUAAUUAUAUUAAUAAAUAUGUUAAAUAUGACAUGACAAGGUAAUUCGGAUGUGAAAAUGAUGAAAUAUGUAAAAUGAUGGAUGGUUAAUAAUACAGGUAUUGCUAUGAUCUUAUAUACCAAAAUGAAAUUAAAUCCUACAAGUUGAAACAUAUUUUAUCACUUGCUAUCUUGGCCGAGAAAUAUUAAUAAUACAUGUUGAGCAUGUUUGUUACAAUUGAUCUUCAACUCUUCAAGACCAAUUUUGUAAUUCUUUCAAAAUUGAGGAGAAAUUGGGCGGGAUGAGUAACCUCUUAGAUGCUACAUUUCUUUGCCUCUAUUUGAAAUAUUUUGGAUUUACAAGAGUGCUAAUUUAAUUUGGAAACAAAUCGUAACAGCGUAGUGUAUAAGCCUAUGGGCUUAUUAUUAUUGAACAGAUAUUUAGGCCUAAAAAAAUACCUGUGGUUCCGGUUUCAUAUCGUGAAAAAAUUAGGGUUGGUAGGUCGGAAAUAAAUUUUCUUAAAAAUAUUUUUCCAUGGUUUUGGCAAUUUUUUGCUGGGCAAUUUGCAGUAGAGUCACGGCAUCAAUACUAACUAGAGAUGUGUAUUUCCUAUGGACGAAUUUAGGCAAUUUGGUUCAAUAAUUAGUGUGACAACAGAUGCCAUUUUGGCACACUGUAUGAGCAGCCUGCAACCACCCGGAGAAAAUAGGGUCGCACUGUCAAUCGCGUUGAAAAAAAAAUAGGGUCGGCAGAAAAAAAUAGGGUCGGUCGGGAACCAAAACCACAGGUAUUUUUAGGCCUUAUUAACGCAGCGACGGGGAUUCCAACAGCUCAGAGGAGUGACAAUAAUUAGAUUACAAUAUGUUAAUUAACCAUAUGUCAGCAUUUUGCAACAAUACUAAACUAAGCUUGUUCAUAGGAUCCAUCUGUUACUAAGGCAACCAAACCACAACCAGCCGCAGCCAAGUCAGGUACAGCAGGGUUUGAAGAUUAUAACCCUUUUGCUGAAGAUAAUGUGAGCAAAGUAUGUAUGCAACUAAUUACGUAUUUAAAUUGUUAAAACUUCAGCUCUUGCAUUUUGGAGAACAUUGAGUCCCAAUACAAGCUGACACCUGGUGAUUUUGGCAUCCAUUGGACAAUUGCCAACAUUUCCAACUAACCAAAGAAAUGUUAAUUUAAGGAAAAGGUUUCUUGCUUUUAUAACAUCAGGGUGUUAGCUGCGGUAAAAAAUUCAGCAUUAUGUGCAAAAAUAUAGGUAAAAUAUUCAGCAUUAGCCAGCAAUUUCACAAUUUUGUUCAGCCAAAAACGUAACUGUUAUAUAUAUAAAAGAUUGUUCAACUUCAACACUUUGCUAAAGAAAAAUUGGGUACCAGAUAAGUGUUGCGAGGAUCCUAGAAUAUAUAAUAUACUUAUCUGUUUUUAGUAUGCAAAACAAUAUCAGGUGACUUGCACUUUGAAAGUUACAAUUUAGUUCAGCUGGCGCAAGGCCACGAGAACGUCACUUAAGAAACAUGAUAUGUCCUCAAUGUCGCAAGCUAACUGAAAUUCCAAAUUUCAUUAAAUUGCCAAAUUUUUUAAUCUUUUGGCUAACACCCUGGACAUAAAUUUUACAUGAUACUCUUUGCUGAAUAUUUGGGUAUGACAAAAUCUACAAAAUACUCUCCAAAAAAUGGAAAUGGCAUUUCAGAUGGUCUAAAUUUGAAAAUCUUCACGGGGAAAAAUUCAUACAAAAUGCAAGAUCUUCACUCUUUAAUCUUUGUAGUAGAUAUAUGUAAGUCUUAUUUAAGCUGUACUCACGAGUCAUUCCUAUUUUCAGCCGGCGGAAUUUUCAAAUGUGACCAUCCCUCCGCCUCAACCGUCUGAGCCCGCAGUGAUUGAUACGAGAUCGGAACAACCAAAUUCAUCAUAUACUGCGGUAGGUGAAAUAUAACAAUAUCUCUCUGUUAUCAAAUUGAAACACUGUUGCUGACAUUUAAAUAUCUUCAUUGAUGUGCAGUAUUUGGCAAAAUGGAUUUAUUUCUAAACAAUUUAGGCAUGUUUUAUCAUUUGUCUAGAUUGCUGCCGAACAGGAAAACCUGGCCAAGAGACAAGAGGUAAACUGCCAGUCAAUAAAACCUUCUGAGAGAUAGCUCAAUGGGCACUGUAGAUUGGCAGUCCAGAGAUAUCUGAAGAUGCGAGCCGUUUAAAGGACAUUGGCAAUAAAAAAUUAGUUUAGUUCAUUUUGAAAGAACUCUAAAAAGUAAAACUACAUAUAUAUUAAACUCUAUUGCAGAUUGUUUCUAUCUUGCUUAGUUUUCAAAAUAUUUCGACUGCAAAAAGUGAUUUGUUCGCCAUCUUGGAUUAGAUACAGAUACAGAUAUUUCACAGCACACUCCCUAUAUCGGGGCUUUUCAGUGACUGGUUACAUUAUGAAUAGAUAGAUAGAACCGGACUGACGUGAAGCAGACCGAGGUAGGCUUUGAGCUUACAAAUGGCGCUUAAGCAGCCGCUAUUAGUCCAUACCUCAUUAAUGAUCUGUCUCCAGAGUCCAGACCUAUGUGCCUAACCCACCCUGUCAACUUUUCCUGUGGGAGGAAACACUGAGUACCCGGAGAAAACCCACGACUUUCGGUAGAGCGUUGAUUAUUGAGGAUAUGCAAGUUACGUCAAGAGAGGGGUCACGUUAUUUUUUAUCUUGAGAGUAGGCGAUCAAUAUGGGUCCAAAAUUUCGUUUCUGGUUGCUGUCUGAAAUUUACAAAUGAUUAAAAACAUUUCAAACAAUUUUGGAUUGUUACUUGGUCAUUUUAGAGUAAUUUUAUAUGGUUAACCCAACUCCUGACGUCAUCAAAACCAUAGUUGACGAGGUCAAGAAUUAGUCCAAGAAGGCAGACAGCUUCUGUCUAAAUAUUUCGAGAACUAAGCAAGAUAUGACACAUCGGUAAUAGAGUUUAAUGUGUAAUUUUAAGAGUUCUUUUGAAUGAGACAAACUAAUUUUUUAUUGCCAAUGUCCUUUAAAUCUGUUGUUCUCCGCAGUGAUUUAAUGAGAUUCGGCUAAUAUAGUGCCAGGGAGUUCGCCACAGAUUUCCCCAAUUACGGCGACCCUACAGUAGUGUCAUAAUAAUAUGAAACUAAGUUUAAAGAUAAAGAGCAGAGCCUAGCAAAUAACUUUAAAACCAAACAUAACAAAAGUAAAAAUUUAUUAGCUAACGUUUCGUUGUUUAUAAUACAACAUCUUCAGAGCAAUUAGCUCUAUUCUUGAUCUAAUUAAAUUUUACUUUUGUUAUGUUUGGAUUUAAAGUUAUUUGCUGGGCUCUGCUCUUUAUCUUUAAACUAAGAUUUCCGCCUGGUGUAUCAAGUGCCGCAAUUUGAAACUACUGUAGUUAAGUGUUAUAUAUCCUCGGAGAUAUAUCCUCCGAGGAUGGUUCUGAAAUAACCUUGGUCAAGAAUCUCCAUGUCAAAUUUCUAGGAGCUUGAGCGAAGAGCCGCUGAACUCCAUGAAAAAGAACAAGAGUUGAAACAAAUGAGAUACCGAGGUACUUGACUACCCAGAGGGAACCUCAUCUUUUUGUAAAAAGUUUGCAAAUGGUUCUUCAGAAAAUCGUUCUUGACUUGCUAUUAAUUAUAUUUUUCAUCUUUUAGAAAGGAAAAAUAAUUUCCCUCCAUUUCCACAGGGCUGUCCACUUACACCGUGUUUCUUUCAUGAUAUCAGCAUUGAUAUACCUCCGGACUAUCAGAGAACAAGCAGAAUGCUCUUUUAUGCCUGGGAAUGUAAGUGCCGGGGCAGGUUUUUCCGUUUUGGUGUAGGGAGAUGUUCAUCUGUAGUGAAUAUAAAGCCCUGGGCAAACUAGGAAACAUUGUUGUGGAAACAUUCGUGAUUCUUGAUGUUUCCUCAAAUGUUUCCAUGUUUGCCCACCCAUGGAAACAUUGUUGCGGAAACAAAUUUUGCUUUCGGAGAGGCAAAAAUGUUUCCUAGCAAAUUCAGAAACAUUUGAUGUUUCCCUAUGUUUCUCGCUAAUGUUUCCUAGUGUUUGCCCACUCUGGGAAACAUGACGAAACAUUGGUAGGAAACAAUGUUUCCGCAACAAUGUUUCCUAGUUUGCUCAGGGCUUUAAUGCCUAAAGCAUAUUUUGUUUCUGUCUUUGCAGUUUAUUGCUUUACGUUGUUGUACAACUUGGUGUGUGCCUUGGCGUACAUAUGUAUCGACACUGGUCCUGGAACGGUUACAUUCAUAGUUGCACUCAUUUUCUUCCUAAUAUUUGUCCCAUGUUCUUUCUGCCUGUGGUACCGACCGAGUUAUAAUGCUUUCAAGUAUGUUGGCCAGUUUAUAUACAGUAUAAUAUAUACCUUUAUAAUAUAGCAUUUGUAAAUUCUGAACGCUGAUUGGCUAAGAGCCGUGUUGAUAUAACUCAAUGUCAACACGGAAACGUCGGAAAAUUUAUUUCUUUAUAUUUCUUUGUGCUAUAUUAUAAAACAAAUGUAAAACUUUUUUCCGUAUUGAUAUAUAGUUAUAUCAACACUCGUGGAAAUUGGAAAAACUCGAAAUUGUGUGAAAACACUCCGCCCUUCGGGCGUCAUGUUUCCACACAAUUUCUCGUUUUCCCAAUUUCCACUCGUGUUGAUAUAACUGUAUAUCAACACGGAAAAUGUUUUAUAUUUGUUAAUUAAUCAUAAGAACAUCAUAACCUCUUAUCUUAGAUAGCUCCGGCUCCAACGCACAGCUCUACUGUACUUGGAAGGGCAAAUGUCUGGCCAAGCCAAAAAUUGGUCGGACACUCGGACAUUUAUCAGUUUUUCCAGGACAAUGGAUAAAGUAAAAUUUCUUUUUUUUUGAAUGCAUCUAAAACUUAGUAUUAAUAUAUCUACCGGUCCUAAUGCGUCAGUAAAUUAUGGUUCAGGCUAUACAUAACUUUAAUUUCUAGCGUGUAUACGAAGGUGAUGAAGAUUUAUAAUCUCUCUCCUCCGCAGAGGCUUACAUGAAGUUUCUAGUGAGGAAAAAGUGAGCGCGCAAGGAGUGAUGGGAAGAGCUAAAUAAAGGAAGCCUCUGCAAGCCUCUUCUAGUUAAUACAAUCAACAUGGCGUCGUAUAUAAUCGUUUGGAGUUUGGUUCGAUCAACCAUCGAGGGUGUUAAAACAUGUUUUCCACUUUCCUUUUCAGGCGUACUUGAGUCUCCUGGAAUGAAUCUAAUAUCAAAAUCUCCAUUUGCACCGAAAAAUAUUGAGA
Paramuricea clavata is the source of this 5592-nucleotide messenger RNA. NCBI's taxonomy places the organism in Eukaryota, Metazoa, Cnidaria, Anthozoa, Malacalcyonacea, Plexauridae. The record is from the annotation of a GenBank genome assembly.